Molecule: messenger RNA, 4690 nt
Organism: Bactrocera latifrons
Lineage: Eukaryota; Metazoa; Arthropoda; Insecta; Diptera; Tephritidae
Product: ataxin-2 homolog
Exons: 7
Coding region: 1-3411 (1136 amino acids)
Biological process (GO): cytoplasmic stress granule assembly
Cellular component (GO): cytoplasmic stress granule
Molecular function (GO): RNA binding
Source: RefSeq, a predicted model, not a curated record
AUGAAUACCAAUAGCAAUAAACGCAAAAAUCGCCCUGGUGGCGUAGGACGAUACGUGACCGACAAUCGUCAAUUGCAACAACAUCAGCAACAUUCAAAUAAAGGACGUACGCAGGCACAGGGAGUGUAUAAGAACACUCAUUUCAUUCACGCGGCCACAUCGUUAGUUGGCAGUCUUGUUCAAGUUCGUUUACGCUCGGGUAAUAUUUACGAGGGCGUAUUCCACACUUUCUCGCCAAGUUUUGAUGUAGCUCUGGAACUACCAUUAUGCAUUAAAACAAAUAAAAAUGAGGAUGAGGGUAAACAUGUCCCGAAUCACAUGAUUUUUCCUUGUGAUACAGUAGUGAAUAUAUCGGCAAAAGAUUUCGAUUCUCGUUAUGCCACAACGAGAACUUUUGCAACGGACGGGGCCAUCUCUGAAAAAUUCAAUGGUAUUCGAUUUGAGGAGAAAGAGCUGGAACCAUGGGAUGCGUCUGGUAUGAAUGGGGAUGUUGACAUUGAACUAGACGGCGCCGCUAAUGGUUGGGACCCAAAUGAUAUGUUUAGGCAAAAUGAACAUGUUUUUGGAGUUCAGUCAACAUUUGAUGAUUCGUUAUCUUCAUACACUGUUCAACUUGAUAAAGUAGAUUCUGAUGAAUUUAAAGAAGCGGAGGCCAAGGCCGAGAAGUUAGCUGCAGAAAUCGAAAACAAUCCUAUCUACAGAGAGCGUGUUGAUUUAGAGAACGGGGAUGAGGAGACUCUAUUCGCUGCAGUGGAACGACCGAGUAGCGAAAUUGACCGUGAACGUGAAAGAGAACGCGAUUUGGAACGUGAACGAGAGCGGGAACGCGAACGGGAGAGAGAAAAGGAAAGAGAGCGAGACCGGGAACGUGAACGGGAUCGUGAACGAGAACAACGAGAUAGAGAACGCGAUCGCGAACGUGAUGAUCGAGAACGGAGCAAACGUCCGGGUACAAGCGCGUACGAUCAUCGGGAAAUUGUGGCUGAACGAUAUAUAACAAAACCAACCCGUAGUAUAACCGGUCCGCCACCGCCUGUUGCUAUGGCAUCCACCAAUUCAACCUCUUCGACCGUAUCUUCACAAACCAGUGGCAAUGGUCCAACUCAACGUGGCCAUAUAGAUCGCGGAUGUAGUGUCAGUAGCGGAGGUAACAUUGAUAUGAUAGGCGGCGAACGCAUGGUAAAUGCACCGGCUUCCGUAAGUAUGGGUCAGCCGCAACCAGCUCAGCAACAGCCAACCAGCUCAAUACAAUCGUCAUCCAGUGGUAUGGCAGGAGGCAUAAAAAAUACAUCGUCAUUACCUCUGUCAUCAAACACUGGAAUUGUCAGCGGAUCAGAUGGUGGCAACAAAUAUGGCGGCAGUUCAAUGAUGAAGCGCAAAACAGUCCCACAGGGUAAACAAAUGUUGCGCAAUGCACCAAUAUCCAAUAAUUCUAACACCCAAUCGGGCGUUGGUGGCAGCGGUGGUAACAUGGCUCAAGGGAAUAGUGGAAGUCAGUCGAGUGUUGGUGGGGGCAAAGUUGGCAAUUAUCAACCAAUGCCAAUUCAAAACCAAGCACCUAUGCAAAAUUAUCCACAAAUAAUUCAUGGGUCGUCACAAUAUAGGAACCAGCAGCACAUUGGCGGACCAUCAAAGGUAAAUGGGGACUCAAACCCGAACUCGGGAAAACCGAUGCCGCACCGUAAUAUGCGUCAGUAUCAGAGUACUCAAACAAAUUCUCCAUUAAACUACAACGAUUCGCACAACCAGGUUUCAAUGGUUAAAUCACAUGGCCCUCCUCACGGCCAACAACAAAUUGGUGGUCCCUUGGGAGUUAACAAUAGCACUUCACCCCCCUUACAAACUGGUGGCGGUCCCCACAAUCAUCCACAGUCUCAAUUAGUGAUGGCAGGACCACCUAAUCAACCACCACCUCAGCCACAGCGCCAAAUGCGGAAUCAAAUGCAAGACUUAAGGCAAUUUGCACAAGAUUUUCAGUUAUCGAAUAGUACAUCAACGUCGCCGCCCCAACAUUCACAGCAAACGCAACCCUCACUUCAGCAGCAACAGCAACAUCUGAAUUUGGGUAAAGUACCGGGUCACCAACCACAACCUUCGGUUUCGCCGCCACAGCAGCCUCAACAAGUAAUUGUGCAGCAACAGCAAACGCAGCCGCAUUUAAAUAUGCAGCAUGUGCAACAACAGCAUCACAAUCAACAUCAUGCGUCGUCGCCUCAACAAACACAACAGCAGCAUUACGUACCGUCACAUUUGACGCAACAACAGCAAGCACAACAGCAUGGGCCCUCACAUGCACAGCAGCAGUCGCAGUCGCAGCAGCAAAAAGGACAUUUGCAACAACAACAACAGCCUCCGUCUAUGCAGCAACAUCAACAUCAGCAACAACUGCCGGCCCAACCGGCAACGCCUUUGACACAGGAGCCACCACAGCAUCAAGCUCAGCAGCAGGGUAUGUAUCAUGUGUCGCCGCCACAGCAGCAACCUGCGCAACCGUCACAAUUACAGCAGAGCUCUCCGCCGGUGGCGGACACCCCACCACAGCAGCAUCAGCAACAGCAAGCGGCACAACAAGUGAAUAAGAUGGAGGCACCACCAAUGGCAACAGUCACACCGGUCAGCAACACGUCACCCAACAGCGCAUCAGAUAAACUGUCCACGGCUCCUGGCGCUGCUGCAUCGUCCACAGCGACCAGCAGUGCUACUGCGACUGGUACAACAACUGUUAAAAAGACACACGUCUUAAAUCCUUCGGCGAAACCGUUCACACCACGAAGCCCCAGUACCCCGAAUCCAUCACGUCCACACACCCCUCAAACACCAGUGGCGAUGCAAAACAUCUACACGACUGCUACGCAUGUGCAAGCAGGUAGCCAAACGCCCAUGUAUGUGAUGCAAUCACAACAACCCGCAUUCCAAGCACCAACACAUCCACAGACGGGACAACAACCACGCAUGCGCAGAGGCAACUAUGGACCGAUGGCGGCGUCACAAACUCAUGUUUCAGCAACAACAGCUACCGGGCAACCUUUGCUGGCAGCAGCACCUAUACCACAGUUUAUACAUUACCAACAAACGCCACAUGCGCCACAUUUCCAAUCGCAGCCAUAUGUUAAUGUGCGCAUGUAUGAACCACCACCACAGCAGUUGCAGUUCAUUACGCAAACACCACCAUCAACUACACCGUCGCCAGGACAGCCGCAUCAGACGUUCCAUCCGCCACCACAACCUUCCCCUGCUGGCGGGGGCCCACAACCAACAUUCGCGCCGCAAACACAGCCUAUGUACCCAGUCGUGUAUCCCGUAUUACAUUCGACACAGAUCAUGCCGAAUCACUACUAUUCGACGACGCCACAGCAUCCACAACAAACACAGCCCUUUCAAAUACUGAUGCAACAGCAUCCAGCGCAGUAAAUGUUUACAAAACAACAACAACAAAACGAAACACAUAUUUAUCAUAAAACAGCGAGGGAGCGUCACGCGGUGGAUACAAGAAGAAGUACUGAAAAUGUGAAAUGGGAGGAGGGAUGAAGUCAUGCUGCGGCUGAUUAUGAGCAUUCAUAUUACAUACUAUAGAAAAGUAUAAGAAGUAAAUAGAUGCGACUUAUGUUGUAAAUACUGCAAAGCAACAUCUGCCAACAAUAAUAACAAUAAAACCAUUGCUUUURUGCAAAAAAAUUACAAACUCAUAAAAUAUAUGAAUACAAAUAAUAAUAAUAAUAUAUUAGAAAUUCGUCAAUGGUGAGAAUCUAUAUGUACAUAUGUGUAACGUUUCCAUGGUUGCAAGAAGUUUUUCUGAAUUUUGUAAAACUAACGUCUUAGCAAGGUAUUAAUAUUUUGCUAUCAUAAUUUGACUUUAAGGCAAAUUAAAAUAUAUUUUGCAAUUUAACUAGAUGCCCUUACUUGCCUUCUUUAAACUUAAAUAUUGAAAAUUAUUUAAUAGAAUGAAAAUAAUAUGAGAAUUAUCCAUAAAAUCUAACAUGCAACUAUUUGUGGCAUGUUUGUUGUCAUCCAUGGUAGAAAAUAGGGACGAAAUGUAAAAUGCAUUUCAUAUUGUUAUUGUUGCUGUCAUCGAUGUUGCUGUAUUGCAUAGCGGACAUAAAAAAAAAAGCGGAAGGAAAAAAAUUAAAAAAAAAAACAACAAAAAUUUCUAUGAUGCAAAUUAAACGUAUAAAAAUAAAAGCAAUGAAAUGCAAAAACAAUUGCGCGAUUGGAACCGUUAUACAAAAUCGCUUAAAAUAGCGCAAUCGGAAGACGUGUAUCGACUUAGGUAGAACUUUGCGUCUAACGCAAUCAAAGUCGGCAGGCGACUUGCCACAUGCCGCAUUACUUUCGUUCGUGCAUAUCUUCUCCAUAUAUUUUAAUAUCUCCGUGUGUUUUAUUGAUUUGCGUACAGAGUUUUUGUUUUUGAAUUCGAAUUGUAUUACUUUCUUAUGUUAUACGUCCGAUUGAUGCGUUUUCACAUCAAACUAAAACAAGCAAUGGAUAUUUUUCAAAGAAUAAUAAUAUUGAUUUCUUCUGAAAUCCUUUGCGAAUCAUUCCAUGUCAAAUAACAAAUACUUUUCUAGUACUUUUUUGAACACAGCGCGAAAAGUAUUUGUAGUGUUCGAAAGGAAAACAUUAAUUUGAUCACGUAUUUUCCAAUAAAAAAUAAAACAUUUGCUUGUAUGCACAUUAGUAGUAACAAUAUAAA